Molecule: messenger RNA, 2495 nt
Organism: Meleagris gallopavo (turkey)
Lineage: Eukaryota; Metazoa; Chordata; Aves; Galliformes; Phasianidae
Gene: EDAR
Product: ectodysplasin A receptor
Biological process (GO): positive regulation of JNK cascade; positive regulation of canonical NF-kappaB signal transduction
Cellular component (GO): plasma membrane
Molecular function (GO): signaling receptor activity
Source: RefSeq, a predicted model, not a curated record
CGAAGCCCUGUCCCGUUGCCUGCAGUUCACAAAACUUCUCCGACAGAGAGCAAGCAGCUGAGGAGAAGUUCUUGGGAAGCCCUGCGAGCCUGCGAAGGCAGCGCCCGGUGACAGCUGAGGGCUUCGGGGGGCCGGAGACCCCUGGGAUCCUGUUGAGGACAUUCAUGCCGAACUCCGUGAAGAGGGAACACGCGUGCUGGCUGUGGCCGAGCCUCGGCACCUGUGAGAAUCCGUCCGAGCGCUCGCCUCGAGCCCUGUGCCUGCGGGAGGACCUCACCUUCGGGCUGCGGUGGUGGUGACCCCGUCUGUGAGGUAAAAUAUCAAGAGAACAUGGCUCACCUGGGUGAAUGUAAAUGGACUCACGUGUUCCCUUUUCUGGUGGUUUCCUUGGUGUACUCUGCCAGUGCUGAAUACUCCAACUGCGGUGAGAAUGAAUACUACAACCAAACCACUGGCAUGUGCCACGACUGCCCCAAAUGCGAGCCGGGUGAAGAGCCAUACAUGACAUGUGGGUAUGGCACCAAAGAUGAGGACUAUGGCUGCAUUCCCUGCCCGUCAGAGAAGUUUUCUAGAGGAGGUUACCAGAUAUGCAGAAGGCACAAAGACUGUGAGGGAUUUUUUCGAGCCACUGUUCUGACACCAGGAGAUCAAGAGAAUGAUGCAGAGUGUGGGCCUUGUCUCCCAGGUUACUACAUGCUGGAAAACAGACCUCGAAACAUAUACGGAAUGGUUUGCUACUCAUGCUUGUUGGCACCUCCUAACACCAAAGAAUGUGCAGGGGCUACCUCUGGCAUUUCAGCCAUUUUCCCAAGCACCUCUGGCACAAGUACCUUCUCACCUUACCAGCAUGCUCACAAAGCAGACCUUUCAGGACAAGGACAUCUGGCUACAGCUCUGAUAAUUGCAAUGUCUACCAUAUUCAUAAUGGCAAUUGCCAUUGUCCUCAUCAUAAUGUUUUACAUUGUGAAAACCAAACCUUCUGCUCAAGCCUGUUGCAAGAGCCACUCAGUAAAAAAUGUCGAAGCUCAGGCUAAUACACAAGAAGAGAAGAAAGAAGUACAAGAUAAUGUUGUGAUAUUCUCUGAGAAAGAAGAAUUUGAAAAACUUACAGCAACUCCAGCUAAGGCUGCUAAAAGUGAAAAUGAUGCAUCUUCUGAGAAUGAACGACUUCUAAGUCGUAGCAUGGAUAGUGAUGAAGAAGCUGCAGUUGACAAGCAAGGGACACCAGAGAGAUGCUUGUUAUCUUUAGUGCAUUUGGCCAGAGAUAAAUCUUCUACAAGCAAUAAAUCAACAGGGAUUCAAAGUCGAAGGAAAAAGAUACUUGACGUGUACGCUAACGUAUGUGAUGUUGCAGAAGGCCUGAGCCCUACGGAGCUGCCGUUUGACUGCCUGGAGAAGACCAGCCGAAUGCUCAGUUCAACAUACAACACCGAGAAGGCCAUAGUGAAAACGUGGCGUCACCUUGCUGAGAGCUUCGGGUUGAAGAGGGACGAAAUUGGUGGCAUGACAGAUGGCAUGCAGCUGUUUGACCGCAUCAGCACAGCAGGCUACAGCAUCCCGGAACUGCUCACCAAACUGGUACAGAUUGAGCGGUUGGAUGCUGUCGAGUCUCUGUGUGCAGAUAUCUUGGAGUGGGCACAAGCAAUGCCUGCUCCUGAACCAGCAGUGACCUCCUGAUGGGCCUGGCUGGGGCCUGUGCUCCCACAACACCUGUGAGAACAAUGAUCCCAGCCAGCCGCACAUUGGAGACUUUGGACAAGAGACCCUUGACAUUUCUUCUACGUAAUCACUCCUGGUAACCAACGGGAAGCUUUUCUCUUUUACUUCUAAGAAAAUGAAGUUAUACAUCUACUAAAACAAGAACAGAAUUCUCCCAAGAAGCUUGGUAUGAAACAGGUGGCGAAACAAAAAAAUUAUGUUUUUUUCUGACAAUAAGCAGACACAAAAACAUGAAUUCUGCAGCCUGUUUUUGAGUAUAUGUGCAGAUAUGACUGCUGCUGCCCUUCCUGCCUGGUUUGCAAGCUGUUGAGUUGCUCGCUGGAGAUGGCUCUAUCUCCUGGGGCUUUGGUCAACCAUUGGUCUAACAGUUACAGUCAGCAAUGGCACCACAACCACAGUAUCCAUUAAUACACAUUAGGCACCUACAUUUCUAUCAGCUCUAACACAUUUAAUAUUUAACCAGUUUCAUUUUCUAUAUUCCCUAUGGAUUUAUUAAAUCUAAAAGUAUGUGCAUAGGUGUAUAUACACAGUCCUCAGAUCAACUAAUUAUAGUUAUGAAAAAAAGCUCCAAGAUAAUUUACAGAUGGAAGUGCUUCUAAACGCUGUAUAUAAUGCAUGUAAAUGCACUCGUGGUCCAUACCCUCAUUUCAGAAAUUGUAAAUUCAAACUGCAGACUCUGCAGACAGACCAGUUGGCUAGAGGGCAGUGAUCCCUCACAAGUACAGAGGAGAGGAACAAGUUUUUCUCUUCCUUACUGCCACCAGAAAAAAAAAAAA